CACAGAAGGCUUCAAGACUACUCUGCUGACGUGCCUUCAGUGAAGAGCAGCCAUGGCUUCUUCAGAUUCUGAAAUGGCCAUCUUUGGGGAGGCUGCUCCUUAUCUUCGAAAGUCAGAGAAGGAAAGAAUUGAGGCCCAGAACAAGCCUUUUGAUGCCAAGUCAUCAGUCUUUGUGGCUCAUCCAAAGGAAUCCUUUGUGAAAGGGACAAUCCAGAGCAGGGAAACAGGGAAGGUCACUGUCAAGACUGAAGGUGGAGAGACUCUGACUGUGAAGGAUGAUCAGGUCUACUCCAUGAACCCUCCCAAGUACGAUAAAAUUGAGGACAUGGCCAUGAUGACUCACCUCCAUGAACCCGCUGUGCUGUACAACCUCAAAGAGCGUUAUGCAGCCUGGAUGAUCUACACCUACUCGGGCCUGUUCUGUGUCACUGUCAACCCCUACAAGUGGCUGCCGGUGUACAACCCGGAGGUGGUGUUGGCCUACCGAGGCAAAAAGCGCCAGGAGGCCCCUCCACACAUCUUCUCCAUCUCUGACAACGCCUAUCAGUUCAUGCUGACUGACCGCGAGAAUCAGUCAAUUCUGAUCACCGGAGAAUCUGGUGCAGGGAAGACUGUGAACACGAAACGUGUCAUCCAGUACUUUGCAACAAUUGCAGCUAGUGGGGAGAAGAAGAAGGAGGAGCAGUCUGGCAAAAUGCAGGGAACGCUUGAGGAUCAAAUCAUCAGUGCCAACCCCCUGCUGGAGGCCUUUGGGAAUGCCAAGACUGUGAGGAAUGACAACUCCUCACGCUUUGGUAAAUUCAUCAGAAUCCACUUUGGGGCCACAGGCAAACUGGCUUCUGCUGACAUUGAAACUUAUCUGCUGGAGAAGUCCAGGGUCACUUUCCAGCUCAAGGCUGAAAGAAGCUACCACAUUUUUUAUCAGAUCAUGUCCAACAAGAAGCCAGAGCUAAUAGACAUGCUCCUUAUUACCACCAACCCAUAUGAUUACCACUUUGUUAGUCAAGGUGAGAUUACUGUUCCCAGCAUUGAUGAUCAAGAGGAGCUUAUGGCUACAGAUAGUGCCAUUGACAUCCUGGGCUUCACUGCCGAUGAAAAAACAGCCAUCUACAAGCUGACAGGGGCUGUCAUGCACUAUGGGAAUUUGAAGUUCAAGCAGAAGCAGCGAGAGGAGCAGGCAGAGCCAGAUGGCACAGAAGUUGCAGACAAGGCUGCCUACCUGAUGGGUCUGAACUCAGCAGACCUGCUCAAAGCCUUGUGUUACCCUCGAGUCAAGGUUGGGAAUGAAUAUGUGACCAAAGGUCAAACUGUGCAGCAGGUGAACAAUGCUGUAGGUGCCUUGGCAAAGGCUGUCUAUGAGAAGAUGUUCUUGUGGAUGGUUGUUCGCAUCAACCAGCAGCUGGAUACCAAGCAGCCCAGGCAGUACUUCAUUGGUGUCCUGGACAUCGCUGGCUUUGAGAUCUUUGAUUUCAACAGCUUUGAGCAGCUCUGCAUUAACUACACCAAUGAGAAGCUGCAGCAGCUCUUUAACCACACCAUGUUUAUUCUGGAGCAAGAGGAGUACCAGCGGGAGGGCAUAGAGUGGAAUUUCAUUGACUUUGGUCUUGACCUGCAGCCUUGCAUUGAGCUCAUUGAGAAGCCCAUGGGCAUCUUCUCCAUCCUGGAAGAGGAGUGCAUGUUCCCCAAGGCAACUGACACCUCUUUCAAAAACAAGCUCUAUGACCAGCAUCUGGGCAAGUCCAGCAACUUCCAGAAGCCCAAGCCUGCCAAAGGAAAGGUUGAGGCCCACUUCUCCCUGGUGCACUAUGCUGGCACAGUGGACUACAACAUCACUGGUUGGCUUGAGAAGAACAAGGACCCCUUGAACGAAACUGUCAUUGGGCUGUACCAGAAAUCAUCUGUGAAGACGCUGGCCUUACUGUUUGCCAGCUAUGGUGGAGCAGAUGCAGAGGCUAGCGGUGGAGGCAAAAAGGGGGGCAAGAAGAAGGGUUCUUCUUUCCAAACUGUUUCAGCUCUUUUCCGGGAGAACUUAAACAAGCUGAUGACCAAUCUACGGAGCACUCACCCACACUUUGUUCGCUGCAUCAUUCCAAAUGAAACAAAAACACCCGGUAAGAAGCUUAAGCAAAAAGAGAUUUUCCUCUUAUACAGUCAUUCCCUCUGUACAAAACCAGUAUUCAAAAAAAAAUGCGAUGAAUUUUUAGGUGCCAUGGAGCAUGAACUUGUACUACACCAGCUGCGUUGUAAUGGUGUGCUGGAAGGGAUAAGGAUUUGCAGGAAAGGCUUCCCCAGCAGAGUCCUCUAUGCAGACUUUAAACAGAGAUACAAAGUCCUUAAUGCCAGUGCCAUCCCUGAGGGACAGUUCAUUGAUAGCAAGAAAGCUUCUGAAAAACUCCUUUCAUCUAUUGAUGUGGACCACACCCAGUACAAAUUUGGUCACACCAAGGUGUUUUUCAAAGCUGGGCUGCUGGGACUCCUGGAGGAGAUGAGGGAUGAGAAGCUGGCACAGCUCAUCACUCGCACACAGGCCAGGUGCAGGGGCUUCCUGAUGAGAGUGGAGUACCAGAGAAUGGUGGAGAGGAGGGAGUCCAUCUUCUGCAUCCAGUACAAUGUUCGUGCCUUCAUGAAUGUCAAGCACUGGCCCUGGAUGAAGCUGUUCUUCAAAAUCAAACCUCUGCUGAAGAGUGCAGAGUCUGAGAAGGAGAUGGCCAAUAUGAAAGAAGAGUUUGAGAAGACUAAGGAAGAGCUUGCAAAGUCUGAGGCAAAGAGGAAGGAGCUGGAGGAGAAAAUGGUGAAGCUGGUGCAGGAGAAAAAUGAUCUGCAGCUCCAAGUGCAGGCUGAAGCAGAUAGCUUGGCUGAUGCUGAAGAAAGAUGUGACCAGCUCAUCAAAACCAAAAUCCAGCUGGAAGCCAAAAUUAAGGAGGUGACAGAACGGGCUGAGGAUGAGGAGGAAAUUAAUGCUGAGCUGACAGCCAAAAAGAGGAAACUGGAAGAUGAAUGUUCAGAGCUGAAGAAAGACAUAGAUGACCUGGAGUUAACACUGGCCAAAGUUGAGAAGGAAAAGCAUGCCACUGAAAACAAGGUGAAAAACCUCACAGAGGAGAUGGCAGCCCUGGAUGAGACCAUUGUGAAGCUGACAAAAGAGAAGAAAGCCCUCCAAGAGGCCCAUCAGCAGACACUGGAUGACCUGCAGGCUGAAGAGGACAAAGUCAAUACGCUGACCAAAGCUAAAACCAAGCUGGAGCAGCAAGUGGAUGAUCUGGAAGGGUCCCUGGAGCAAGAGAAGAAGCUGCGCAUGGACCUCGAGAGAGCUAAGAGGAAACUUGAAGGAGACCUGAAGUUGGCCCAUGACAGCAUAAUGGAUUUGGAAAAUGACAAGCAGCAGCUGGACGAGAAACUGAAGAAGAAAGACUUUGAAAUCAGUCAGAUCCAGAGCAAAAUUGAGGAUGAGCAAGCCCUGGGCAUGCAAUUACAGAAGAAGAUCAAGGAGCUGCAGGCCCGUAUUGAGGAACUGGAGGAGGAAAUUGAGGCAGAGCGAACUUCUCGGGCAAAAGCAGAGAAGCACCGGGCUGACCUCUCCAGGGAGCUGGAGGAGAUCAGUGAGCGCCUGGAGGAAGCAGGAGGGGCUACAGCAGCUCAGAUUGAUAUGAACAAGAAGCGUGAGGCAGAAUUUCAGAAGAUGCGCCGUGACCUUGAAGAGGCCACACUGCAGCACGAAGCCACGGCUGCCGCCCUGCGGAAGAAGCAUGCGGACAGCACAGCGGAGCUUGGGGAGCAGAUCGACAACCUGCAGCGAGUCAAGCAGAAGCUGGAGAAGGAAAAGAGUGAGCUGAAGAUGGAGAUUGAUGACUUGGCCAGCAACAUGGAGUCUGUCUCCAAAGCCAAGGCAAAUCUGGAGAAGAUGUGCCGCACACUGGAAGAUCAGCUGAGUGAGAUUAAGACAAAGGAGGAAGAGCAUCAGCGCAUGAUCAAUGACCUCAAUACUCAAAGAGCUCGUCUGCAGACAGAAGCAGGUGAAUACUCACGGCAAGCAGAAGAAAAAGAUGCUUUGAUAUCUCAGUUAUCAAGAGGCAAACAGGCAUUUACUCAACAGAUUGAGGAAUUAAAGAGACAUCUAGAGGAAGAAAUAAAGGCCAAGAACGCCCUGGCCCACGCCUUGCAGUCUGCUCGCCAUGACUGUGACUUGCUCCGGGAACAGUAUGAAGAGGAGCAGGAAGCCAAGGGUGAGCUGCAGCGUGCCCUGUCCAAGGCCAACAGUGAAGUGGCCCAGUGGAGAACCAAAUAUGAGACAGAUGCUAUUCAGCGCACAGAGGAGCUGGAGGAGGCCAAAAAGAAGCUGGCCCAGCGCCUGCAGGAUGCCGAGGAACAUGUUGAAGCUGUGAAUGCCAAAUGCGCUUCCCUGGAAAAGACAAAGCAGAGGCUGCAGAAUGAGGUGGAGGACCUGAUGAUUGAUGUGGAGAGAGCAAAUGCUGCCUGCGCAGCUUUGGACAAGAAGCAGAAGAACUUUGACAAGAUCCUGGCAGAGUGGAAGCAGAAGUAUGAGGAAACGCAGGCUGAGCUGGAGGCCUCCCAGAAGGAGUCUCGGUCCCUCAGCACAGAGCUGUUUAAGAUGAAGAAUGCCUAUGAGGAGUCCCUGGACCACCUGGAAACGCUGAAGCGUGAGAACAAGAACUUGCAGCAGGAGAUUUCUGACCUCACGGAGCAGAUUGCAGAGGGAGGAAAGGCGAUUCAUGAGCUGGAGAAAGUCAAGAAGCAGAUUGAGCAGGAGAAGUCUGAAAUCCAGGCUGCUCUGGAAGAAGCUGAGGCCUCCCUGGAACAUGAAGAGGGGAAGAUCCUGCGCCUCCAACUGGAGCUCAACCAGGUCAAGUCUGAGAUUGACAGGAAGAUAGCAGAGAAAGAUGAGGAAAUUGACCAGCUGAAGAGAAACCACCUCAGAAUUGUGGAGUCCUUGCAGAGCAGCCUGGAUGCUGAGAUCAGGAGCAGGAAUGAAGCCCUGAGACUGAAGAAGAAGAUGGAGGGAGAUCUGAAUGAAAUGGAGAUCCAGCUGAGCCAUGCCAACCGCAUGGCUGCAGAGGCACAAAAGAACCUGAGAAACACACAGACAGUGUUGAAGGAUACCCAGAUACACUUGGAUGAUGCUCUCAGGACGCAGGAGGACUUGAAGGAGCAGGUGGCCAUGGUGGAGCGCAGAGCAAACCUGCUGCAGGCUGAGAUUGAGGAGCUGCGGGCAGCUCUGGAGCAGACGGAGCGCUCGAGGAAAGUGGCUGAGCAGGAGCUUCUGGAUGCAAGUGAGCGUGUGCAGCUCCUCCAUACCCAGAACACCAGUUUGAUCAACACCAAGAAAAAACUGGAAACAGACAUUGCCCAAAUUCAGAGUGAAAUGGAGGACACCAUUCAGGAAGCCCGCAAUGCUGAAGAGAAGGCCAAGAAGGCCAUCACCGAUGCAGCCAUGAUGGCAGAAGAGCUGAAGAAGGAGCAGGACACCAGUGCCCACCUGGAGAGGAUGAAGAAGAACCUGGACCAGACGGUGAAGGACCUGCAGCUCCGUCUGGAUGAAGCAGAGCAGCUGGCCCUGAAGGGAGGCAAGAAGCAAAUCCAGAAGCUGGAGGCCAGGGUGCGGGAGCUGGAAGGGGAGGUUGAUGCUGAGCAGAAGCGCAGUGCUGAAGCCGUGAAGGGUGUGCGCAAGUACGAGAGGAGGGUGAAGGAGCUGACCUACCAGUCUGAGGAAGAUCGGAAGAAUAUUCUUAGACUUCAGGAUCUGGUGGACAAACUUCAGAUGAAGGUGAAAUCCUAUAAGAGGCAAGCUGAGGAGGCUGAGGAGCUGUCCAAUGUCAACCUCACCAAGUUCCGCAAGAUCCAGCAUGAGCUGGAGGAAGCCGAGGAGCGGGCUGACAUUGCAGAGUCACAGGUCAACAAGCUCCGUGUGAAGACUCGGGAGUUUCACAGUAAGAAGAUAGAAGAGGAAGAGUGAGAAUGUCAUGAGGCCACAAAAAAGCCUGAGGAGUGCACAGAAUGUGAACUCUCUCCUGCUUUAUUCUGCAAUGUCUUUGUAACCACGUCAAUGUCUAGAGAAUAAAACCCAUAGAUUAAUAUACAUAAGCACUACCAA
Molecule: messenger RNA, 6109 nt
Organism: Coturnix japonica (Japanese quail)
Lineage: Eukaryota; Metazoa; Chordata; Aves; Galliformes; Phasianidae
Source: RefSeq, a predicted model, not a curated record